CUUCCAUCUGCUCGUGCUGUCAUGACGCAAACAACCCGGAAGUCGUAGGUGUGUGAGUGCGUGUGCUGUCAACGAGAGAGAGAAAGCACUGAGAUAAAGCUCGUAUUUGCGACAAGAUGGCAGGACUGCCCCGCAGGAUUAUAAAGGAAACUCAGCGCUUGUUUGCGGAGCCAGUGCCAGGUAUCCAGGCGGAGCCUGAUGAGAGCAACGCCCGCUAUUUUCAUGUGGUCAUUUCUGGACCUCAGGACUCGCCUUUUGAGGGGGGUACAUUUAAACUUGAACUGUUUUUACCGGAGGAAUAUCCGAUGGCAGCCCCUAAAGUUCGCUUCAUGACUAAAAUAUACCAUCCAAACGUAGACAAGCUGGGCAGAAUAUGUCUAGACAUCCUGAAAGAUAAAUGGUCACCAGCUCUGCAGAUUCGCACAGUGUUGCUGUCGAUCCAGGCAUUACUAAGCGCACCGAACCCUGAUGAUCCCUUAGCAAAUGAUGUUGCAGAGAAGUGGAAGACCAAUGAAGCUGAAGCUAUAGAGACAGCCAAGACAUGGACCAGACUUUAUGCAGUAAACAAAUGAAGUGACAAGCGGCCUGACAUGUGACGACAUACAUGGAAGUCAAGUGUGAACACAAAAUCCUCAUUUUCUGCCAAUACCUCCUUUUAUUUGCUUUUGAGGGACACACCGUCAAAUUAAACACAAACACACACAUAUGCUAUAAAUAAACAUUAAUAUAAUAAAGGGAAGAAAAAAAAACACUGCUGGCAAUUAGUGAAUUUAAAGCAUUCUAGUAAAAAUGACUGGUCUUUGUCCUAAUUAAUUAACUCACUACUGUUUUGGUCAGAGGUUUGGGAUUUGCUCACCUAGCUUUCUUUAUACACCAGUAGUCUGCCAACUGCUGCUUUAUUAACCAAUUCAACGGGGACGCGGGAGGGGGUGGGGGGGUAUCUUGCAUCCCAUAUUCUUGCUGCGGGGACAGGGGGGGUACAAGGAGCGGUAUGGGGAAGGGCCAGUAUAGUUUAUUUGUAUGUUUCUUUUAACUUUGUGUUCCUCGGUCCUCUUGCUAAUUGAACGCAGCUAACAACUACUAAUUAGUUGCCUCCUUGUAGUGUAGACGGCCAACUGGGGAUGCAGAAUCGGUCCGGGCCAAUCACAAAAUAGCUCUUCUUUAUUUAACUCACUUGUAAUAGGACCGAAAAGCCAAACUUAUCCUGUUACUAUGACAACACCAUCACUUUUUUUUUUUUUAACCACUGCUAGCAAGGACUGUGCUGUAUGCUUGCUAGUGACGAGGAGAGUUAGGGCGGACAUUAUGGACCUUGACUUAGCUUUUUUUGUUUGUUUCGUUUUACAAUAUCUAGUCCUCUGUAUUGUAUUUUUCUUAGUACUGUCAUACUAAACUCCCCUCAGCCUUUUUUUUUUUUUUUUCUUGUGGAUUGUCAGUUUGACGCUACAAGACAAGUGGUGUAUGAUCUUCCUCCUUAAUGGUAUUUUAGCCCAAAAAAAAGCAGGGAUUCCAUUUGAGCUGUCUUGUAUUUAAUAACAGUCACAUUUGGGGCAGCAUAUGUGAUGCUUGGGUUGCGGCAUGAUCAAUCUCCCAAUUUGACGCCUGACUGUCAGUGUUCUUCGGCCACAGUCAAGUGAACUGUAAAUUGUUCUUUCUAAUCAUCAUCUAAGGGGGGAACGUUUUUCCUGUUCUUAGAAUGAGAAUGUUAUGAGAAAACUCCAUCUACAUCAAUUUCAGUUCUGUAAAUAAAAACUAUUAGUUAAUAUAA
This is a messenger RNA of Doryrhamphus excisus (bluestripe pipefish), 1768 nucleotides long. RefSeq names its product ubiquitin-conjugating enzyme E2Na (gene ube2na). The record is from RefSeq and is a predicted model, not a curated record. Lineage: Eukaryota; Metazoa; Chordata; Actinopteri; Syngnathiformes; Syngnathidae.